GAAAAAAAAAAAAAAAACAGGGGAGCCUCUGAGAGAGAGAGAGAGAUUUUUUUUGUUUUCUAUUUCGAAAAAUUUGAGGGACAAUAAUAGUGGGUACUGGGUAGUAGUAUUAGGACGAGUAAGGGAUUGGCAAGUCCAACUCUCUCUUUCUUUUCAUAUUUCUUUGGCGACCAUUUUGGGUUGGGUUUUUUUUGGUACUGGUAAUAUUUUUGAUAUGGUAAAAGAGUCGGAGAUAAGGAGUGUAGAUGAUGAUGAUGAUGGGUUGUUGGAGAGGUAAAAGAUGCGAAUAGGUGACGAAAUAUAUGAUUCUUUGCGUCUUUUCUUGAGAGAAAAUUCCAGAACAAUUCGAUUUUUAGGUGAUAUUCCUCCUACUUCAAGCCUACUUGAAGCUUCUCUCUCAUGGGUUUUCUCUGCACUUUUAAGCACUGGUGGACUGGGUUGCAUUUUCUGCGUCUCCAAUCUCCACGGAGGUUAAAGCCUUGAAAAAACAAAGGCUCAAAGAUUUCAGCUUUUUGAGACAAAAGCUGAGAGCUUUAGUGGUGGUGGUGGUGGUCUUGUUCAUUUUCAUCUGGGUUUUAUUUGUUUAGCUUCAAGCUCUCUCUCUUGGCUUUGUGGUGGUACUAUAACAUGUGGGUUUCAGUUUAACUUUUUGUGAAACUUGCUUCCUUUGCUUUCACUGUCUUGCAACUUUUGAGAGAUUUGUGGCUUUGUUGUUUCACUCCAAUGGGUAGAGGAACAAGUACUUCAAAUUUGAAGUCUAGAAUCACUAGGCUGCUUCUGCUUCUGCUAUUCCUAUUCUGCUCAACUGUUCAGUGCCUAGAAACUGAGCCUCCAUCGCCGUCAAACCACCCUCACUCCAAGAACAACGAGCUUGAAAGAAUCAUUCUUAGUCUUGUGUUGGGAGUAUUGACCGGACUCAUACUUGCUCUUAUCUCUGCUUUCAUUGUCCACUGCUUUGUUCGCUACAUUAGCAGAACCCCAAUUCUCAAGGGCCCUGUAAUUUUCUCCCCGAAAAUCGCUCCGAAAACGCUCCAAUUAGCACUGGCGAGUGAGAAUCAGUUGCUUGGUUCGAGCCCAAAUGGCAAGUACUACAGGACUGUGCUUGACAAUGGGCUCAUUAUUGCAGUGAAGCAGCUGGAGCCCUUUUCGGAGUGUGGCUCACCCGAGGCUCAGAGCAAGUCUGCCAAGAGAAGGAUACAGCAGGAGCUGGAAGUGCUUGCUGGCCUGAGACACAGGCAUUUGAUGAGUUUGAGGGCUUAUGUUCGCGAGCACGAUAGGUUCUCUUUGGUUUAUGAUUUUGUGCCCAAUGGGAGCCUGGAGGAUGCUAUGAAUAGAGUUAGGGAGAAUCAGUUGCAGCUCAGUUGGGAGGUUCGGCUUCGGGUUGCAGUUGGGGUGAUUAAGGGGCUUCAGUAUCUUCAUGCAUAUGUGCCUCAGAUUAUGCAUAACAACUUGAAGCCGAGAAAUGUUAUGUUGGAUGCUGAGUUUGAACCGAGGUUGGGAGAUUAUGGGUUGGCUAAGCUCACUCCCCAUUUGGAUGGGGCAUUAUCUGGUUACACUGCUCCAGAGUGUUUCCAGAAUGACAGGUACACUGAUAAGAGCGACAUUUUCAGCUUUGGGAUGAUAUUGGGAGUUUUACUAACUGGUAGAGACCCAACUGAUCCCUUCUUUGGGGAAACAUCUAGCGGAGGAAGUUUAGGACGCUGGCUGCGGCACUUGCAGCAUGCAGGGGAGGCACGGGAAGCGUUAGAUAAGAGCCUUAUUGGGGAAGAAGGAGAGGAAGAUGAAAUGUUAAUGGCGGUGAGAAUUGCUGUCGUAUGCUUAUCAGAUGUGCCAGCAGAAAGACCCUCAAGUGAUGAACUUGUUCACAUGCUAACCCAACUGCACAGUUUUUAAAGCAAAUGUAAGUAUUUUGAUUGAAGCUCCUGUUUCUGUAGAUUUAGGGGAACUAGACUCCAGAAAUAUUUGCUUCAGGUUUUGGUCCAAAUCUGCACAUUUCUUUUAAGAAUUGUAUGCUUCCUGGUGUAUUAUGUGUAUAUUGGCUGCGAGUGAAGAAGCUGCAAGUCAGUCGGGGACACUUUCAACUUUAGAGUAACAAUGACCAGAUCAACCCAUGUGGGACACUUUCUCCAUUAUUGUGUUUUCACUUCCUAAUGAUGGUAGGGUUUUUCCGAUUGCUUUUUCCGGACAAAACUUUUUGAAUUGGGCCCUUUUAACCCAAGAUUAGACAAUUCACCAGACUUCUGCCGCAGUCACCAUUACUAUGUGUAAAUGCACAACUUCUAAAGCAUAGAAUCAAGCUUCUUAUUUUUCCAA
Molecule: messenger RNA, 2313 nt
Organism: Rosa rugosa (rugosa rose)
Lineage: Eukaryota; Viridiplantae; Streptophyta; Magnoliopsida; Rosales; Rosaceae
Product: inactive leucine-rich repeat receptor-like protein kinase CORYNE
Exons: 2
Coding region: 724-1893 (389 amino acids)
Biological process (GO): protein phosphorylation
Molecular function (GO): ATP binding; protein kinase activity
Source: RefSeq, a predicted model, not a curated record